GAUCCAACAGAGAGCCCAAAGAAAAACGCGAAAUUGUGUUUGAGAUGGCGAGGUGACCUACGUGCGAGACUCUGAUUCCUCUCUCUCUCUCGUUUUUUUGUUUAUAGUUUUCACACGGACCUCUCUCCUUCUUCUUCCUCACCUUGCACGCAUCUUCUCUUUGCGUAGCUUUUCCAGGGGUUUCCUCUGAUUUCGGGCCUUGCCCUUUUCUCUCCUCUUCCUGGGUUUUUGCUUUUCCUCUGCGGACAUAUAUAUGGGCUGAAUUAGGAGUUUCAUGGGAGUUGUGGAAGAUACUGAACCACCUUUGAAACGCGCCAAAACACUUGUCGACGAACCAAACGGCUUCUCUGGUAACUCUUCUGUUAUAGAUAGUGUGAACAACUAUUUGGGGGACCUAAUGGCUAGGCCUCUGACCUCCCAAGGGGACGGAGAAACGAUUGGCUCGAAAGGAGUAAUCAAAAAGUCUGAAUUCAUUAGGAUAAUAACUAGGGCACUUUACUCGCUUGGGUAUGAUAAAACCGGUGCCCUUUUAGAGGAAGAGUCUGGAAUACCUAUGCAUGCCUCCAUCGUAAAGUUGUUUCUGCAGCAAGUAAUGGAUGGGAAAUGGGAUGAAAGCGUGGGUACGUUGCAUAAGAUUGGUCUGCAUGAUGAAAAAGCUGUAAAGUCGGCAUCUUUCUUGCUGCUAGAACAGAAGUUCUUCGAGCUUCUUAAGAUGGAAAAGGUCGCUGAUGCAUUGGGCACUUUAAGGAAUGAGAUUGUGCCUCUUGGUGUUAAUGUGAAGCGUGUUCAUGAGCUAGCUUCCUGCCUAAUAUCACCCUCAAAGUUUCUAUCGCAAAGUGUUUCAAGGUCCAAACUUGUGGAGGAACUGCAGAAUUUGCUCCCUGCUUCUGUCAUAAUCCCGGAGAAGAGAUUGGAAUAUUUAGUAGAGAAGGCCCUUCGUAUUCAGCGGGAUUCUUGUGUUUUCCAUAAUACUUUAGAUAGUGAUUUGUCUUUAUUCUCCGAUCAUCAGUGCGGGAGACACCAUAUUCCUUCUCAGACCGUACAGAUUUUGGAGUCACAUACCGACGAAGUGUGGUUCUUGCAAUUCUCGCAUGAUGGCAAAUAUCUGGCUUCAUCAUCUAAGGAUCAGUCUGCAAUUAUAUGGGAGGUAAAUUCAGAUGGCCAAGUUUCACUGAAGCAUAAGCUAGUUGGUCACCAGAAGCCCGUAAUAACGGUCCAGUGGAGUCCUGAUGGCAGGCAAGUACUAACAUGUGGAUCCGAGGAGGUCGUUAGGCGUUGGGAUGUUGAUUCAGGAGAUUGCGUGUGGAUGUACGAAAAGAAUGGGGUGAGUCCCGUUUCUUGCGGAUGGUUGCCCGACGGGAAAGGGGUAUUUGCAGGGAUGACGGAUCGGAGCAUCUGUAUGUGGGAUUUAGAUGGAAGAGAGCAGGAAUGCUGGAAAGGGCAGAGGACGCAGAAGAUAUCGGAUAUUGCCAUGACCAAUGACGGGAAAUGGCUUGUUAGUGUGUGCAAGGAUACGACGAUAUCGUUGUUUGAUAGAGAAGGGAAAUUCGAGAAACUGAUUGAGGAGGAAGACACGAUUACGUCGUUCUCACUUUCGGAAGAUAAUAAGUAUCUGCUUGUGAAUCUUAUCAAUCAGGAAAUCCGGCUAUGGGACAUUGAAGGGGAACCGAGUCUUGUGUCGAGGUACAGAGGCCAUAAGCGUGCUCGGUUUAUCAUCAGGUCGUGCUUUGGUGGGUACAAACAAGGUUUCAUUGCCAGUGGGAGUGAGGAUUCUCAGGUAUACAUAUGGCACAGAGCAUCAGGGGAGCAAUUACAAGUGUUGCCAGGACAUUCGGGAGCGGUGAACUGCGUGAGUUGGAACCCGACAGACCUGCAAAUGCUGGCGUCGGGGAGCGACGACGGCACCAUUCGGAUAUGGGGGCUGCUCGAUCAUCGUCGGAUAAACCCGGAGGAGAAGGUGGGGCCUCACAGCAGCAAUGGUCUGGUUAUCCAUCAAUGCAACGGUAACUGAAUGAAGAUGAACUUCGUCAGGCAUAAGAGGGGGAAAACGCAGAUGUUUGUUCUUUCUAAAUCUCUGUUUUAGCAAAAUCUCUAUUUGACAAUUCAAUGUACAUCCACCCCUACAAUGCUUUUGUACUCUUUUGCUUUCGUGGUUUCAUUAUCUAUCAUAUUUUGUUCCCUCA
Messenger RNA from Tarenaya hassleriana, 2183 nucleotides. RefSeq names its product WD repeat-containing protein 26-like. NCBI's taxonomy places the organism in Eukaryota, Viridiplantae, Streptophyta, Magnoliopsida, Brassicales, Cleomaceae. Bases 275 to 2011 code for a protein of 578 amino acids. Gene Ontology annotation, molecular function: protein binding. The transcript has 6 exons. The record is from RefSeq and is a predicted model, not a curated record.